UAAGCUUCUGUUCUGUCGCUGGGGCGCAUGAUUGAGCUUUAGCUGCGGAAACGGAACGAAUGGAAGUGGUACAACAUCUGUUAUUCAAAGAGGCACAAUUUAGUAGACCUUGCAACCGUCGCGGCCGAGACUGAAGGAAUUUUUGUAUUGUCUGAAGGAAAAGUCUGCUAAGGAUAAAACGGCAUCUGGGAUAUCUAUAAAUACCCCGAAGUAUACGCAUCACGCCUACAACUGCGCAUGCCCCAGCCCCCGUCGGAGUCUCAACCCAGUCGAGGCCGAGACGCAGCAGAAGCAAAAGCAGAAGCUGAAGAAGAGACAGCAGCAGGUGACAGCAACAGUGACACCUUGUGAAACCUCAAGGCUGCCAGUGGAGGCCACUCGGAUUGCUCCGUUUGCUGGGAAUGGCCGCCGUGGUUCAUGGCUGCAGCAGUCCGCGACAGCGCUCCUGCAAUGGCAGUAGCUCGCCGGGCGCCCAUCACGGGUCCACGCCCUCGUCGGGGCCUGCUAUGUACACCACCAUGCCUAAGUAUUCGCGGACGGCCAGCCAGACGCUUUACGCGACCAGCCAGCAGAUAUUUGGCAGCGGCAUGGGUGUAAGCAUGCCCAGCGACGGUGCGUAUGGCAACGGGCCGAUCUACAUGUCAUCCGGUCAGCGUCCGCUGUCAGCAUCUGCUCUGCCGGAGACGGCAGCGGCGAGUCGGAGCUAUUGGGGCCAUCAUGCCGCCUUCUACCACGGCGGCAGGCACUACAGCAAGCGCAAGUCUGCGGUGGAACUGUUGGCCGAGUCCAAGCCGUUCUACAUCAAGUCGGAUGCGGUUUUCGAGCGGCUGCAGCAGUCGGGCUAUCGGAACGGUGGCAACAAUGGAGCCGGCUCUAAGCGGGGUCGACGCCCGGAGGAGGCACACGGUGGCCAUGCCGGUCACGGCCAUGGCGGCAGCGGUCACUACAACUCCCAGGGUUACGAUGAUCUGGAGGAUCGCCGCUACAUGAGCUUGUCCCGACAGCAGCAGCACCAGCAGCAGCAGCUCCAGCAGGCCCAGCAGUACAUGCACAACCAUCAUCCGCAUCAGCACCACCAGCAUCGGCACGGACACGGUCAUGGCCAAGCCCAAGGUCGUGCUGGGGGCGCCGCUGUCAACAACAAUCUGCUGCAGCAGAAGUUGCGCAUGUUGCUCGGCUCGGAGGCCGUCAAGGAGAGGAAUGGCGGUACCUUGCGGCGCCACGAACUGAACGACGGCAGUUCCGAACUGCUGCCUACAGACUAUGGGGAGGACGAGGGGGGAGCCGGCCCAGGUGGAGCCCUGAGGAUCCCCCCACCCCUCUACAUGCCAUCGCAUGGUUAUGGAAGGGACUCCUCCGCCUACAACAGCGGCGGCGAGGAGCCGCUCGUGCUAACCGAGAACUACAGACCAAUCAGUCCGCCGGCCGAGUAUGCCGCCAAGUCGGGACAGGCCAACAAUGAUCGCUACAGGUACAACUACCAGCGUUCCUACUCGCACUCGCACGAGGUGCCCCAUGCGCCGGAGGAGCGGACUCCGUACGCUGGCGGGGACUUCAACAUCAACAGCCACAAGUCACUGCCGGAUCUGCACACCCAGAUCAGUCGGCACUCGCCGCACAGCGAGAUCCUGAGCUGCUGCAGCCGCGGCAACCGCUCCAUCAAGUCUGCCGGCGAGUCCUCCAUUAAUCGCGAUUCAGGAGGCAGUUCCGGCCACUACACGCACCGCAGCGAGCCCUGCUACAAGCGCGAGCGGCAGCGGGAGCCCAAUGUGGGCACAGCGAGUGGCACCAUCAAGAACUGCUGCACCCUGGUGGCGGCCACGAGACGGGAUAGCGGCUCCUCGACCCAGCACAGUGCAAACUCCUACUGCGGAUAUGUGACGCCGGGCGCGGACUAUCCGUCGCUGAACGGGCGCAAUACCGACUGCAUCGACUGUCGUUGCAAGCAGGAUACGGCUGCUUUGAGCGGCUAUGACAAUGCGGCGGCCUCUGACUAUUUGCUCAACUUCACGCCUACGCCAGAGGUGCCGGAGGCCUUCCAGGAUGACUACACGCCCACGCCACCGUCACCAAGGAUGAAGACGCAGACGCCACGGUACUCGAGCUCCUCCAGCCAGCAGCUGCACACUAGCUCGCAGGGCUACACGAGCAUCAAUCACUCGCAGAGCUCCUUGGUGCAGAGUCCCGGGUCGGCACCCUCCGUGGACGACAUUAGUCCACCGCCCAUACAGUUCAAGCGGCAGCGCUGCAUCCGCUUCAAGAACCGCAACCGACUGCCGGUGCAGCCCCAGCCGCGUACAUCGCCCAUCAACAGCAGCGGCGUGGAGAUGGGAGGUGGUGGAGGACCUAGUGCCGGUGUAUUGGCUGCCUACAAGCAGCACCGGGGAAGCGUGGAUCACGACAAUGUGUUCUUCCCCAAAGGUUUCUCGGCAGAUGCCAGCUAUGCCAGCGCUCACAGCAUGGAGAUGGAGCGUGAGGCUCUGAAUGCCAGCAUCUCGGAGCUGGAGAAGUUCUUCGAUCGGCUCGGUCUCAAUGACGAGGCCUUCCACGAGAUCUAUAGCCAGCCGCGCAGGCAGCACAAUCCGGAGACCGACUCCGACGACUCCAGCACGGUGUUUUUUUCGGACGUGAGCACCGUGGACUCGAUGCGACUGCCCGACAGCACCGAGACCCAGCCGCAGACCACACAGACCUAUCGCCCCUCGGAACCGCCCUCGAUCGUGGAGCGGAACGCGCGGAUCAUCAAAUGGCUAUGCAACUGCAAGAAGGUGGCCGCCCAUCUGCACUGAUAGAAGAGCACUUUCAAGAUUGAUUCUUAGCGAGUAUUUUGUCUCUUGCAAGUACCCCGAUACAACCGCAUACAAUAUAUACACAACUAUAUAGUAAUAUAU
Messenger RNA from Drosophila persimilis, 2891 nucleotides. RefSeq names its product filaggrin. The record is from RefSeq and is a predicted model, not a curated record. NCBI's taxonomy places the organism in Eukaryota, Metazoa, Arthropoda, Insecta, Diptera, Drosophilidae. Bases 402 to 2789 code for a protein of 795 amino acids. The transcript has 4 exons.